AUGGCGAUCCAAAAGAAGCACGGCAAAGGCCGUCUCGACAAGUGGUACAAGCUUGCAAAGGAAAAGGGCUAUCGUGCUCGUGCUGCCUUUAAGCUUAUCCAACUCAACAAGAAAUAUGGCUUCCUCGAGAAGAGCAAAGUUCUCAUCGAUCUCUGCGCUGCGCCAGGUUCAUGGUGUCAAGUUGCAGCCGAAACGAUGCCGGUCAACAGUUUGAUUGUCGGUGUCGAUUUGUCCCCGAUCAAGCCUAUUCCCCGAGUCAUUACCUUCCAAGGCGAUAUUACGACAGACAAGUGCCGAGCGACUAUUCGACAGCAUCUCAAGACAUGGAAAGCCGAUACCGUUCUGCACGAUGGUGCUCCCAACGUUGGUACUGCCUGGAACCAGGAUUCGUUCAACCAGGCCGAACUAGUCCUACAAUCAAUGAAGCUCGCUACGGAAUUCUUGGUGGAGGGUGGUACUUUCGUCACCAAAGUUUUCCGUUCCAAGGACUACAACCCUCUUCUCUGGGUCUUCAACCAGCUCUUCACCAAAGUCGAGGCCACGAAGCCACCCUCCUCUCGAAACGUAUCCGCCGAAAUUUUCGUCGUCUGCAGAGGCUUCAAGGCACCCAAGCGCAUUGAUCCCCGCUUCCUUGACCCCCGAUCAGUCUUUGCCGAACUCUCCAACCCCACCCCCAACAAUGAGGCCAAGGUGUACAACCCCGAGACGAAGAAGCGAAAGCGAGAGGGUUACGAGGAGGGCGACUACACUCAGUUUAAGGAAGUGACCGCUAGUGAAUUCAUACAGACGACAGAUCCCCUAGCCAUCCUAGCCAAUUGCAACACGUUGAGUUUUGCACAACCCCCCAACGGCGACGUUGCCUUGGCAGCUUUGGAGAAGCUCCCCGAGACCACGGAGGACAUCCGGAACUGCUGUGCGGACCUUAAGGUCCUUGGCCGAAAGGAGUUCAAGCUGCUGCUCAAGUGGCGUCUUCGGGUCCGAGAAAUAUUUGGGUUGGCCACCAAGAAGACUGAGGAAACUACAGAAGAGGUCGCCGAGGUGGAGUCCAUGGACGAAGAGCUGAAGAUCCAAGAAGAGCUUCAGAAUCUCAAAGAUAAGGAGAGUGCAAAGAGGAAGCGAGAGAGGCGCAAGGAGAAUGAGCGAAAGCAAAAGGAGAUUGUCCGGAUGCAAAUGCACAUGACGGCGCCCAUGGAUAUCGGAAUGGAGCAAGAUAACCAGAUGGGAGAGGGUUCCAUGUUCAGGCUCAAGUCGAUAGAUGAGACGGACGCCCUAAGGCAUAUUGCCCGCGGAAAGAUGGCUACAUUCACCAAACCCGAGAAGAAACCCGAGCUCGACAGCGGUAUCGGCUCAUCCGACGAGGAAGACGAGACGGAGGAUCGUCUCGAGCAAGAGCUCGAUGCCAUGUACGAUCAGUAUAGGGAGCGAAAGUCUGACGCCGACCCUAAAUACCGUGCGAAGCGGUCCCGGGAGGAGUUUGACGAUGAGUGGGAGGGUCUAUCGGCUGUGGGUAGUGCGGACGAGGGAAGCGAUGAUUCCGAGCUCGAAGAAGAGAGUGGCGAUGAGAUGGGUGACGAUUCGGAGGGUAUUGGAAAGUCGCUGUUAAGAGACCUCGAUGAUGAGCCGGCGGAUAGUGCCCUGUCCAAGCGGGCGCGGAAUUUCUUCAACCAGGACAUCUUUAAAGAUGUCUUGGGCAUCCAAGAUGAUGAAGACACGGAAAUGACCGAGGCCCCCAAGAAGGAGAAGAAGACGAAGAAGGAGGAGGCUAAGAAGAAGAAGGCCGAAGCUGCCCCUUCUGCCAAGGAGACUACUAAAGCCAAAUCCCAAGCCGUUGAGUCUGAUUCCGAUUCGGAGAACAGCGAGGAGGAAGACACUUUCGAAGUUGUAAAGAAUAACAAGGAUGAUGACUGGGAAGAAGAAGACAAGCGUCGGUCAGAUGGCAAGAUCGACAUUGAUAUCGUGACUGCCGAAGCCAUGACGCUAGCCCAUGACCUUGCCACUGGCAAGAAGACGAAGAGCGAUCUCAUCGACGAAGGAUUCAACAAGUGGGCGUUCCGGGACCGCGACGGCCUUCCCGACUGGUUCCUCGACGACGAGGUUCGGCACGACAAGCCUCUCAAGCCCAUCACGAAGGAGGCGGCGGCAGCUAUCAAGCAGAAACUACGAGCACUGAACGCGCGACCGAUCAAGAAGGUGCAGGAGGCCAAGGCGAGGAAGAAGUUCAAGGCAGCGCAGAGGCUGGAGAAGCUGAAGAAGAAGUCGGAUCUCCUCAACGACGACGAGGGCAUGACGGAGAGGGAGAAGGCAGAUAGUAUCACGAAGCUGAUGGCUAAGGCUAACCAGAAGAAGCCGAGGAAGCCUGUCAAGGUCGUCGUGGCGAAGAAUGCGAAUAGGGGUAUUCAGGGUAGGCCGAAGGGUGUUAAGGGACGAUAUCGCAUGGUGGAUCCUCGUAUGAAGAAGGAGUUGAGGGCGCAGAAGAGGAUAGCCAAGAGGAAGUAA
Messenger RNA from Scedosporium apiospermum, 2496 nucleotides. Its product is annotated as AdoMet-dependent rRNA methyltransferase SPB1. Gene Ontology annotation, molecular function: rRNA (guanine) methyltransferase activity; rRNA (uridine-2'-O-ribose)-methyltransferase activity. Gene Ontology annotation, cellular component: preribosome, large subunit precursor; nucleus; nucleolus. The record is from RefSeq and is a predicted model, not a curated record. Gene Ontology annotation, biological process: maturation of 5.8S rRNA from tricistronic rRNA transcript (SSU-rRNA, 5.8S rRNA, LSU-rRNA); rRNA methylation; maturation of LSU-rRNA from tricistronic rRNA transcript (SSU-rRNA, 5.8S rRNA, LSU-rRNA). The coding region runs from base 1 to 2496 and encodes 831 amino acids. NCBI's taxonomy places the organism in Eukaryota, Fungi, Ascomycota, Sordariomycetes, Microascales, Microascaceae. The transcript has 3 exons.